Messenger RNA from Anastrepha ludens (Mexican fruit fly), 2042 nucleotides. RefSeq names its product 28S rRNA (cytosine-C(5))-methyltransferase (gene Nsun5). Lineage: Eukaryota; Metazoa; Arthropoda; Insecta; Diptera; Tephritidae. The coding region runs from base 86 to 1420 and encodes 444 amino acids. Gene Ontology annotation, cellular component: nucleolus. The transcript has 6 exons. The record is from RefSeq and is a predicted model, not a curated record. Gene Ontology annotation, biological process: rRNA base methylation. Gene Ontology annotation, molecular function: methyltransferase activity.
UUACUGAGUGACGCAGUCUGGCAUUAACGUGCAAAUGUCACCUAAUAAUAAUGUUAAGAAAUAUAAAAGUCACGUGUGAAGAAAAAUGGAAGCUAACAAAUUUAAACACUCUAUUAAAGUACCCACCCAAUAUAAGCGAGUUGCUGCAGUUUUGAAGACUGCUUUGGAACGUAAAAAAUCACUUAAGUCACUAAUAUUUGAAGAGAAACAUGCGCGCAUGCGAGGCAUGCAAGCGGUAUUAAAGCAAUACAUUGACAAUCGAGCGGCCAUUGACGACGCCAUUGAGCAGACAAAAAUUUUAGAAGAUAAUCCACGUUUGUGUCCUAUCCUCUGCAAAAUUCUGGUAACGGAACUAAUUUUUGGACGGAAAGCGUUAAACGGUGAAAGUAAACCCGUACUUACUGUUCGCAGUUAUCGUGAAAAACUUGUGGAAUCAUUGGGAGAAUCUGUCAAUGAAUCAAGGAAAACAAAAGGCAAGCGGUUGAAAAAAUCAAUACCUCGCUAUGUGCGUGUUAAUACAAAUUUGGUCAGUCUGGCCGAAGUGUUUGAAAUGUUGGCGGCGGAGGAGUGGCAACGAAUGGAGCAGCGCAGCUUUGAAACUUACAACGAUUUCAUAUCUGCUAUCAGCACACUUAAGGAAGAUGAAUACAUGGUUGAUAUGCAUUUAGACGACCUUUUAAUAUUCCAUGCCAAACAAAAGCACUACUGGGCGUGCCAUCAGUACGUCAAAGACAAAAAACUUAUGCUUCAAGAUAAAGGAACCUGUCUGGUGGCAGAAUUGUUGCGCCCUCCUCCGGGUUCAGUUGUCCUUGAUAUGUGUGCAGCACCAGGAAUGAAAACAAUACAUAUUUGUAAUGUUAUGCAAAAUAAAGGGACUAUUUACGCUGUUGAGCAAAACUCAGAUCGCUAUCAGAUUCUAUGUAGCAUGACCCAAUCUGCUGGCUGUCAAAUAGUCGAUGUGAUUAACGCAGACGCGCUAGCAAUUGAUAGCACGCGUUGUCCAGCUGUAGAAUACAUUCUUGUCGAUCCAUCAUGCUCCGGAUCAGGCAUGCAGAAUCGGAUGUCGCUAGACCCAGAUGAAGAAGAUCCUGCCCGUCUAAAACGUCUUGCUGGAUUGCAAAUUAAAAUGCUGUCACAUGCCUUAACUGCAUUUCCAAAUGUGAAACGUAUUGCUUAUUCAACAUGUUCUUUGUUUGAAGAAGAAAAUGAGCAGGUUGUGCAACGUUGUUUAGAGAUGAAUCCGGAAUUUAAAUUACUCAGUACCAAGAAGGCGUUGCGCCAUAAAUGGAAUCACGUUGGCAAUGCUAAAUACAAGAAGAUCGGAAAGAAUUGUCUCUAUACCAAGCCCGAUCUGGACUAUGCUGACGGGAUAUUUAUAGCAAUAUUCGAAAAGCGGCGCACAGACGAAGAUGUUGAUUGAAAACAUCGUUUAAUUACCAUGUUCAAAUAAAAUUUAAAAUAUUUAAAUUGUUUACCUCUGAAACAUAUAUGUACCCAUAGUAUAUGUACAUGCUAAUGUAUUUACAUUACUUUUAUCACACUCAAUCUGUUGCCAAUUCCAAUAACUAACCCUACUUAAUUGAUCACAUGCAAAAAAUUGGUGCUUUUUUAUUUCGCUUUGGUAUUUCUUACAUUUUCAGCUCUCAAAAGUUAGUAUUGUUUCGAUGUUACGGGCAAGGGAUUAUGUUCCCUUGGUAUUUUUCUCACAUUUGAUUGCAUAACGGAUUAGAUAGAUUGCAAUUUAGCGCCACCAAGUUCUCCCAGCAUGUCUUGGGGACUCUCCCAAACUUUGUUUGAUGGUUUGAUGGGGUUUAUGGUAAACGUAAAGCAUAAACAUCAGUCAGCCCCCACCACAGUCAAGACUACGCCACCAGAAGGAAUCAUGUUAAUAUCCGGUCCAGGACUGGCACUCCAGCAACACUUACCAGAAUGUUAUGGGGAAUAUUUUACGUGUUACAAUUACAACAAUGUUCCAUAAGAAAAAAGUAAACCCAUUAAUUAGUAAUUAGAUUACGUCUAUUUCUUCAUCACCCAAAGGGGAG